GCAAAAAUAAUGGCAGUAAGAAAGGACAACACGUUCUUGCUCUUAACUGAAGCAGUGCUCAAUGGAGAAGAGAAAGUAGCUGAGACGCUCCUCGAAGAGUUUCUUUCCCAAAAUUCAAUUGAUGCUUCUGUUGAUGAAGAUGGCGCAAGUCUCCUUCACUUAGCAGCUAACUCCAGCCCUAGGAUAGCCUCUGUACUCAUUUCAGCUGGUGCAGACAUCAAUUCCCGUACUCUUACUGAUGGCUAUACUCCAUUACAUGUAGCAGCAAUGAAUGGGUCUGCUGACGGAGUGAGAGUAUUGUUAGGAGAAGGUGCUGAUCCUACCAUCAUUGACACUGAAUGCAUGACUCCUGCUGAUUAUGCAAUGGAGGAAGGACACUAUGAUAUACUAACAAUGCUGAAUGGAGCAGGAGAUGAAGAGAGAGAAGAAGAAGUGAGCGUAUGCGAGACGUUUGUAAAAAUAGUAAUGGGAUCUGCUAGUAAAAACUUUGAGUUUGAGGAUAGUAACGAAACCAUUUCUAGUGGCAUUGAUCAAGACAGCACUUUACCAUUUGACAUUAGUCUUUUAGUAUCCAAUAUUGAAGAUAGCGACACACCUACUGAUGACUUAUUUUCACUGCCAACUGCUAACAAAGCAAAAAAUAAUGAGACGUCUUGCUUGAGGAACAAGUCUAAUGCUGAAGCAGUUGAUACUGAUGAGACUCUACCAUUUGAUAUAACAGAUAUUGAGAAUGCUGUCAUUUAUGAUGGUACACCAAAUAAAUCUAUUGUACAGAAAAUGUCGAGUUUGAGACUAGAGAAAGAGGACAUAGAGGAGGAAGAAGCAGAGGAAGAAAGUAGAGAAGAAGCAGAAAAUGAAGCCACUGAAAAUGAAGAGGAAGCAUGUUUACAGAAGCAGGAGCAGGAAAGAGCAGUAUUGUCAUCAUUAACAAAUGAACAAUUAAAGCAAAAGCUUGAAUCGUUAGGUGAAGAGCCUGGCCCUAUAACAAGUGCAACAAGAAAUGCUUACAUUUCAUAUUUGCAAAAGAUACUGGAUGGGAUACAACCAGCUGGCAACAAAGGAUACAAAGGCUUUAAGUAUGAGCUUGCUCUGUGUCUUAAUGGCACAACUGAUAUGCCAUGCCUUCAAAAAGAUGAGAAGAUUGUAUUUGCUGAAUUCAGAGCUCCCAGUCAAUCAAAGACCUAUUUCAAUUACAUGCUAUUAGACCCUGUAAUGCUUUCAUCAUCAACUGCUAGCAUUCAGUUCAAUGAGUUUGUAGAAUCAAUAUUCUACAUUGGCAAAGGGAAGAAUGCACGCUCAAUGCAGCACUUGAAAGAUGCAAAACAACUCAAAACUAAAACUGCAUCAAAUAAAGUGAAGAGAAUCUGGACUAUAUGGGAGAAGGGGGAAGGCAUACUACUACUGCAUAUGUUCAAUUGUAUAGCUAGUGGAGAAGCAUUUUGUAGAGAAGCAGCAAUGAUUGAUGCUAUUGGAAGAGAUAACCUUUGCAAUGAAGUGAGAGGACAUUAUCAUGGUCAAAUGUCCACAUGGUCCUCAUCACAGCAAAGACUGUUUGGAGUUUAUCUGCUGCACAAAGCUUACCUGUCAUAUAAAAUUGAUACACCACAGCCCAUAUAUCCAUCUGACUUGUAAUUAUAAGCAUUGAAUUGUAAUAUAAUGUCAUUUUUUUCAUGGACAGAAUCAAUUAUUUUUGUUACUUUUUUGCAAUAUUUGACUGGAGAAUAGUUCCACAUAGGUUUAUGCAUUAUUUUUGUAAUUUUUGAAAAAACUUAGUUAGUCAAAUACAAUUCUAAGCAUUUAUUGCACAAUGC
Molecule: messenger RNA, 1811 nt
Organism: Amphimedon queenslandica
Lineage: Eukaryota; Metazoa; Porifera; Demospongiae; Haplosclerida; Niphatidae
Product: ankyrin repeat and LEM domain-containing protein 1-like
Exons: 5
Coding region: 10-1632 (540 amino acids)
Biological process (GO): resolution of meiotic recombination intermediates; double-strand break repair via homologous recombination
Cellular component (GO): nucleoplasm; cytoplasm
Molecular function (GO): DNA endonuclease activity; protein binding
Source: RefSeq, a predicted model, not a curated record